UCAGCGUUGCUGAAAAUACUCGUCCAAAGAAAAGGAAACGACAGGACCAAAACAUUUUAAAUAUUAACUUAUCUUUGCCGAACUGAUUGCUACGAUUUUAACAUUAGUACAUUAUGCACUCCAGAUGGAACCAGACUUGGCUAAAGGUUGCAGCUUCUCAAGAUAACAAUGAUGGAUGGGUUUGGGACGAUGCUACUUGGAUCCUUUGCUCUUCUUUCAUCAUUUUCACGAUGCAAACGGGAUUUGGAAUGCUGGAAUCUGGGUGCGUGUCUUUGAAGAAUGAAGUCAAUAUCAUGAUGAAGAACGUCGUGGAUGUGGUUUUUGGUGGGAUCACUUAUUGGGCAUUGGGCUAUGGGUUAAGUUACGGAUCAGGGCCUGGAACGAAUCCCUUUUUUGGGUUUGGCGAUUGGUUCGUGAAUGCAAAUGGGAAAGACAUUGGACCUGUUUUCACCACUUUCUUGUUCCAAUUAUCAUUUGCCACAACAGCAACCACGAUAGUUUCCGGUGGGAUUGGAGAGAGAUGUAACUUUAAUGCUUAUUGCAUAUUUUCAUUGCUGAAUACAUUUGUGUAUUGCAUUCCUGCGGGUUGGCUAUGGGGAAAACAUGGCUUUUUGAAGAACCUUGGUGCCAUCGACAUUGCAGGAAGUGGAGGGGUCCAUUUAGUGGGCGGAACUUCAGCUUUUGUAGCAGCUGUGAUUAUGGGUCCUCGGUUGGGUCGUUGGGACAUUAUUGGUGACCCUCCCAUGGGAAGUCCCACAAACGCAUGCAUUGGAUUAUUCAUGCUCUGGUGGGGCUGGAUUGCAUUCACAUCGGGUAGUUCGUUUGGAGUGUCGGGUCGGAAGUGGAUUUUAGCUGCUCAAUCAGCUUGUACCACAAUGGUGGCUUCAUUUUCCGGAGGAAUAGUAGCCAUUUUCUACAGCCUGUACAACACUAAUGGCAAGCUUAACAUCCUAAUGUUAAUCAAUGGAAUCCUUGGCGCUUUAGUCGGGAUUACAGGUGGAUGUGCUCUGGUGUCUUUGAGGGAAUCCGUUAUCAUUGGUGCGAUUGGAGCUUUUCUCGCCAAUAUUAGUGCUCCAUUACUCAUUUGGAUGAAGGUUGACGAUGCUGUUGGUGCGACUUGUGUCCAUGGAUUUGGUGGAUUGUGGGGAAUGCUGGCAGUUGGUUUGUUUGCUCGAACAGAUCACCUGGAAGGGGUCAGUCAACAUGCCGGACUAUUCCAUGGGGGUGGCUUCUAUCUUUUGGGUGUUCAAGGAUUGUGUUGUGUUUGUUUUAUGUUAUGGUCCUCAAUUGCCACACUCAUUCUGAUUAAAAUCAUCGACAAAUUUGUCCAUUUCCGCAUGACUGAAAUCCAGGAGUUAGUGGGAGCGGAUUAUUGUGAACACAAUAUUUUUCAUUCCGGAGUUGGAGUUACUAGAGCCGUCAGCGUGAUCAAACGACAUGACAAGGCUGUCGAUUUGGGAUUAGUUCCAGUCGGAAAAAACAAAGGCCAUAUGGAUUUUCUUGAGAGGGAGUACGCAUCCAAAUUGAAAUCGGAAGUGGAAAAGUAUACAAACCGAUCAAAUUUUCAGAGACAAUCCAAUAGAGUACAUGUAUUUGACACAAGUGCAUGUUGAGAAGAACAAAAUACAGUUU
Molecule: messenger RNA, 1632 nt
Organism: Tigriopus californicus
Lineage: Eukaryota; Metazoa; Arthropoda; Copepoda; Harpacticoida; Harpacticidae
Product: putative ammonium transporter 3
Exons: 9
Coding region: 114-1613 (499 amino acids)
Biological process (GO): ammonium homeostasis; ammonium transmembrane transport
Cellular component (GO): membrane
Molecular function (GO): ammonium channel activity
Source: RefSeq, a predicted model, not a curated record